UGGAGCCACUGAGCUGCAGCCUUGUUAUUAACUAACCGCAUCAUUUCGUAUCCAACGAGAGAAAACGUCACCUGGGAUGAAAAAUCAUUAAUCUGAACGGCCAAUUAUUCAUCGCUUUUCACUCUACUCCACCUAAACCACGUCGUUUGUACACUAACCGUCUGAAGGAGGAUCAGCAAACAUGUUCUACACCUGUGGUCCCAACGAGGCUAUGGUGGUAUCAGGGUUCUGCCGUUCUCCACCUCUCAUGAUAGCCGGAGGCCGAGUGUUCAUCAUCCCCUGCGUUCAGCAGAUACAGAGGAUUUCUCUUAACACUCUGACUCUGAAUGUGAAGAGCGAUAAAGUCUACACCCGCCACGGAGUGCCCAUCUCUGUCACCGGGAUCGCCCAGAUGAAGAUCCAGGGUCAGAAUAAACAGAUGUUAGCUGCAGCCUGCCAGAUGUUCAUGGGAAAGUCAGAGGCUGAAAUUGCUCAGAUCGCCUUGGAGACACUUGAAGGUCAUCAACGAGCCAUCAUCGCCCAUCUGACUGUUGAGGAGAUCUACAAGGACCGUAAGAAGUUCUCAGAGCAGGUUUUUAAGGUGGCUUCCUCUGACCUGGUCAACAUGGGCAUCAGCGUGGUCAGCUACACCCUCAAAGAUGUUCAUGAUGACCAGGAUUACCUGCAUUCUCUGGGGAAAGGCCGAACAGCGCAGGUUCAGAAAGAUGCUCGCAUUGGAGAGGCUGAAAACAAGAGAGAUGCUGUGAUUAGGGAAGCUCAUGCCAUGCAGGAGAAAAUAUCGGCUCAGUACAAGAAUGAGAUUGACAUGGCGAAGGCUCAAAGGGACUAUGAGCUGAAGAAGGCAGCCUAUGACAUUGAAGUCAACACUAAGAGGGCUGAAUCAGAGAUGGCCUACCAGCUGCAGGUAGCGAAGACGAAGCAGUGUAUUGAGAGUGAGAAGAUGCAGGUGCAGGUGGUUGAGCGGGCGCAGCAGAUCAUGCUGCAGGAGCAGGAGAUCACCCGCAAGGAGAAAGAGCUGGAGGCCAAGGUGAAGAAACCUGCAGAGGCUGAGCGGUACCGGCUGGAGAAGCUGGCUGAGGCUGAGCGUCUUAAGUUGAUCAUGGAGGCAGAGGCUGAAGCUGAGUCCAUAAGAGUUAAAGGUGAGGCUGAAGCAUUUGCAGUGGAGGCCAAGGGGCGGGCUGAGGCUGAGCAGAUGGCGAAGAAGGCAGAGGCCUUCAAGGAGUACAAGGAGGGCGCCAUGGUGGACAUGCUGCUGGAGAAACUGCCUUUGAUGGCAGAAGAGAUCAGCAGGCCUCUGUGUGAAGCCAAAAAAGUUACCAUGGUAUCCAGCGGAGGUGGAGAUGUGGGCGUGGCCAAACUGUCAGGAGAGGUGCUGGACAUCAUGACCCAGCUGCCUGAGGCCUUGGAGAAAAUGACUGGCGUAAACAUCUCCCAGGUGGCCUCUCAUACAGGCUGAAGAGAAUCAGCCGAAGCAAUGACCAGGCAGUCCUUCCUCCCAGUGUCCAGUCAGCUGUCUGGAUUCCCUGCAUGAUUCUCUCAUCACGGCGUCAUUCUGCUGUGUGGCUGGUUCAGCUGGUUUGUGAUGUUUCUCUGUUGUGAAAAUAGUCUGAUUACAGUUACGAAUGUUAUUUCAUGUUAUUUGUUUUUGCAUUGACUUUGUGCUUAUUGGUACUGCGUUAGUUUAGCCUCCAUCCAUCCUUGUAUUACCUUCUGCUUAUCCAGUUCAGGGUCAAGGGUAACAAGAAGCAGAGGAUAUUAUAAUCAUAUUUCAUGUAUUCUAUGAUGGUUUGAUGAGCUUUCUUACUUUUUGAGUUUUACAUGACUGAUCUUUGUCUUUGUCCCUUUCUGUGUUUAUAUGUCACACUUUUGUCUGUGUGCCUGUUUACCAUUAAUAAUUCCUACAUAACUCUGUGUGUUUGUGUCCUCACUGCCUUGCUGCCAAACCUUAAGUGCUUCUUAGCAUGAGCAUGUGCUAAAACAUGCAACCAAAACCUUCAUUUACUAAUCAUACUAAUAUUGCAUAUUAUCAUAUAAUCACUGACAUGCAUUUUAACCCAUCAGUCUUUUCUCUACAUGUAUUUCUGAAUGAAAUUUGGUUUAUAAAGGUUUAGGGUGAAUAUUUCUGAUAUUAUCUGUAAACUUCAGCGUUAAUAUGUAUAGGGUUUUUAAAAUGUGUUGUCUUUUUUUUUUUUUACUGUUUUAUAUUUUAUGAUCCUUGGUACUUUAACAGUACGAUCUAGUGGGGCCACUUUAUUUCAGGCAUAUCAGUAAGUUAAUUAUUCUUUAUUUGUAAACUGAUGCUCCGGUGAAUCGUCUUUUUUUUUCCUGUUGAGCCUCGGCUUGGAGAUAUUAGGUUUAGAUCAGCUACAGGAAAAAAAUGGGAUUCUGUUUUUCCCAACCAGGAGCUUAAACUGCCUUAAGUCUGUGUAGUACACAUCAUGUAUUAGUGGACCCUGCAGUCCACUAAUACAUGAUGUGUACUACAUAAGUAAAGUGGUUCCUAGUGAUAACAGUUAUGUAGCAGCUCUCAUAAAGGUGUAGCUAGUCAGACUAAAUUUAAAUGUGUGAAAUACAGCUUUGCUUUUCAUAGUAGCGAUGAGAAUAUCCCUGUGUAUUCAUAACAUAAAGUAUUUGUUAGUAUAUAACGCUUUGGCGUAAUGUGAAGCUAAAUAUUCCGAUUGCUAAGUGAGGGCAGCUCGCGCUUCAGGGGAAGGGGUGUUUGCUGUUCUGUUCUUUAUUUUUUCUUUACGUUCGCUUGCUAGAGUUUGUGCUUUAUAUUCCACUGAAGGUGUAAUACUAGCUCUAAAGUAUUACGGUAGUACCUGUAAAGUAUCCUGAUUUGCCUUAUGUCACAACUCAAUCAAACUGUAUCCCUCUACCUCACCAUUACCCUCUGGGGAUAGGUAGGAAAAUAUCUUUAUGGACACGUUUUAAUACAUCAGAAGGGAUUUAAACACUGAAGAUGGAUAUAUGGUUUUGUUUUAACUGAGCAGCUUUGUCUCAAGCUCUAAACACUGUUUGUGACUUCUCUGCACUCCUGAUUACAGCACAACCACACGUGCUGUAAGUGUCCUGAGGGUACAUUUUAUUUCUUUCAUAUAUGAGUACUACUGUUAUUAUGCAUGCAUCAACACCUGUCACUGUAAAGUAAUAUUGCAAAUGCAUAUGUUUGAAGUCAGGACACAGUAGGCGUGUGCAGCUUCACUGUUGAGUUACCAAAGUAGGAGAUUACCCAGCUAUAGAAAUGGAAGUGUGCUUUCGUUACUGGAUCAGCACUAAAUAUGGAUAUAUAUAUGUAUGUGUAUGUAUUUAUACAGUUUAUAUUUGAUACAGUAUCAGUGUAGAGCACUGUUUGCACCACCACUAACAGCUUGAGUAAUUCAUUAUAAAUGUAUUUUAGGCAGUUUGUUAGUUUUCGGUGAUGUUUCAGACCCUGUUGUGUUGCAUUUGUGAUGUUUGACCAAAGUGGAUGUUUGCUUUUUAUUUCACAUUAUUACACAUCUAAUUUUAGCUUCUUUUUUCCGUUUUUAUGUAAUUUUUUUUUUCCAUCUGUGAGGUCUUGAAUUGUCACUGCGUAAUAAACAAUUUUCACAUGCAUAAGGGGAUCCCAAUAAACGUUUUCAUCAUCA
This is a messenger RNA of Pelmatolapia mariae (spotted tilapia), 3629 nucleotides long. RefSeq names its product flotillin 1a (gene flot1a). The record is from RefSeq and is a predicted model, not a curated record. The coding region runs from base 182 to 1456 and encodes 424 amino acids. Gene Ontology annotation, cellular component: cytoplasmic vesicle; plasma membrane; flotillin complex. Gene Ontology annotation, biological process: protein kinase C signaling; regulation of receptor internalization; protein localization to plasma membrane. The transcript has 13 exons. Lineage: Eukaryota; Metazoa; Chordata; Actinopteri; Cichliformes; Cichlidae.